GUUUUUCUUCUAUUUGAUACUCAAAACUAAUAAUCCACACUUAUCUGCUGAAGCCACUCUUGGCAAGUACUGUAAAUUCCAUUCAAUGCCAAUAUUAGUUGUUUAUAUGCAGCUUUUAGGUUUACAGUCACUUUAGCGCGCAUUCCACUGACAAACGGAAGUGUUUCAAAACGUAGUAAGGUGUCUACAUAGACAGCAUGCUUGAGAGAUAUGAUGCCAAAAAAUGCUGAGUAGCACAAGUCUAGGGGCGCGUUCACAUCGGGCGCGUUCUUCUCGGCAGGAUUUUCGGCUUAUGUACGCAUGCGUCACACGCGAGCUUGCGUCGCGUCUCGAGCGUUUCGCGUCAAACGAAUAACUUUUGAGAACUCACCUCUGGACCCUUGAGUUCUACUUGUCUAGCACCUUUCAAACACAAGAACGCGCCCCCUAAGAUGCCCAAACCGCUGACUAAGUAGGCAGCUGACUGGAUUUUGAGACAGCCCAUAUUCACACUGAGAGUCCGCUUUCAAAAAGGACUUUCCUGAAUUGCAGGUAGACCCAUCUGAAGCCAAGGAGGGGGAAAAAUCAUGUGACGCUUACAGAAGAAUUUGGAUAUUUUAGGGGGGAAGUUUUUGAGAAAAAUUUCUUCAAGAGAAAGAAGUUGGUUCCAACCCAGUCCGUCUCAGAGAGAAUAAUGGAUCGUGUUUCGUAAAGGCAUUGCUGGCUCCGUACAGGUGUGUCGACGAAUGCAGAGGAGAUGGGGGGCUGCUGGAGAUGGUGCUACACGACCUGCAGCUGUUGCUUGCCCGAAGAUGAGAAGAAUGCCAUCGCCAUACACAACGAAAUCAAACGAAUCCUUGCAGAUCAGAAGAAACGAGAACGCAGAGAAAUCAAAGUGCUCCUACUGGGCACUGGAGAAAGCGGGAAGACGACUUUUAUCAAGCAGAUGAGGAUUAUUCAUGGCAAGGGCUUUUCCGAAGAAGACCGGCGUGGCUACACUAAACUGGUUUUCCAAAAUAUCUUCACAGCGAUGAAGGCUCUGACGGCAGCCAUGAACACCCUAAGGAUUCCCUAUGCUAACCCUCAAAACGAGAUCUAUGGGAAACAGUUUCAGGAAGUGGAGAUCCGUCAGAUGGCACAUUUGGACAGAAUGUAUGUGGACGCGAUCCACCGUCUUUGGGCUGACGAGGGGAUCAAGGCCUGUUACAGUCGUCGUAGAGAGUUCCAGCUUCUGGACUCCACAGAUUACUAUAUGACAAAUUUGGACCGUAUUGCGGCCCCAGACUUCGUCCCAAAUGCCCAGGAUGUGCUACGAGUCCGAUUCCCCACCACAGGCAUCAACGACUACUCCUUCACUGUGGAGAAAAUCACCCUCAGGAUUGUGGAUGUGGGUGGCCAGAAGUCCGAGAGGAGGAAAUGGAUCCAUUGCUUUGAGAAUGUGACGUCGCUCAUAUUUUUAGCCUCCCUCAGCGAGUACGACCAGGUGCUCGAGGAGAAUAACAAGGAGAACCGCAUGAAAGAAAGCUUGUCACUCUUCUACACCACCAUCCACUCGCCAUGGUUCGCCAGCUCCUCCAUCAUCCUCUUCCUAAACAAGAUGGACAUCCUGGAGGAAAAGAUCAAGACCUCAGACCUAAAAAGUUACUUCGGAGGGUUUGACGGCAAAAAGCGAGACAAGAAUGAUGCGAUGGACUACAUCAGUGCCCUGUACCUCGAACAAGCUUUAAACCGUGAAAAUCGAGUACGGAAGUGCAUUUACAAACACUUUACCUGUGCCACCGACACCGACAACAUCCGCAAGGUCUUCGAGGAUGUCAAGAGAACCGUUCUCGUCAAGGAACUGCUGUCAUAUGGUAUGCUUUAAGAUGCAGAGCGGACAAUCUGAACUGAUUCCUGGAAAGACAAAACAAUCGUUAAGAUCACUAGGGAUGUUAUAAAAUGGUUGAAUGGAUAUCUUUAUUCAUGUAAAUACAGUUGAUUUAACUUCCCUGACUGAUUAAUUGCACUUGCAUUUGAAAAUAAUUUGUUACAAUUUUUUUUGUUUUUUGCAUUUGUAUUUGCUUCAUUACACUGA
Molecule: messenger RNA, 2053 nt
Organism: Carassius carassius (crucian carp)
Lineage: Eukaryota; Metazoa; Chordata; Actinopteri; Cypriniformes; Cyprinidae
Product: guanine nucleotide-binding protein subunit alpha-11-like
Exons: 8
Coding region: 737-1843 (368 amino acids)
Biological process (GO): phospholipase C-activating dopamine receptor signaling pathway; action potential; adenylate cyclase-modulating G protein-coupled receptor signaling pathway
Cellular component (GO): heterotrimeric G-protein complex
Molecular function (GO): guanyl nucleotide binding; G-protein beta/gamma-subunit complex binding; GTPase activity
Source: RefSeq, a predicted model, not a curated record